This is a messenger RNA of Morchella sextelata, 732 nucleotides long. RefSeq lists its product as uncharacterized. NCBI's taxonomy places the organism in Eukaryota, Fungi, Ascomycota, Pezizomycetes, Pezizales, Morchellaceae. Bases 1 to 732 code for a protein of 243 amino acids. The transcript has 2 exons. Gene Ontology annotation, biological process: DNA recombination. The record is from RefSeq and is a predicted model, not a curated record.
AUGGUAGAAACCGGCUCUGAAAACAACAUCACCAUUGCUAAUCCCACAAAGACACCGGCAUCUAAGCGCUCACUUGACCCUCAAUCAAUAGCCCAAGAAACCAAGCGUCGUCGUCUCAAUGUAGCUACAAACACCCUCUCGAAACCUUUCCGUUCACCCUUAUUAUCAGGUCGGAAACCAUCGAGCAAUAGAACCCCACCAAAGGCCCCCGAAGAGCCGCAAUCACCAACCCCAGUAGUUGCAUCUAAAGCUCGAAAAAUACCUACACUGGUCCCCCGUAGUAGGCCGCUGUCAUUCGCCAAGCAACCAAUUGAUCCAGAACUUGCAGCACUCUACAAGCAGCAGUCACAACUAGAAGCAACUCUUCGCUCUAAGAAGGCGUCGCUUGAUACAGCUCUUCAAGCUGUGAAGAUUGAAUCAGCGGAAUAUGAAGAUUCUGAUGAAAAAUUGGAGGAAUUGAUUGAGAAGUGGAGAGGUGCUGCAAGAGGUGCUGCUGAUGUGCUUUUUGAGUAUGCAAGUGAGAGAGUCAGUAACAUGGGUAGUUCUGGAGGUUGGAAAGAGAUGCUUAGGCCGAAAAAUCCAUGGGGCGAUGAUGAAAAGCCACAGGAGGCUGAGCAGAGACCAAUUGAACAAGAGGAAGACGAUGAAUUUACAAUGGAAGUUAUGCUGAAGACACUUAACAUCGACUUGAACCUCAUUGGGUACGAUCGUGAAAGAGAUUGUUGGAGUUAA